Penicillium crustosum is the source of this 1467-nucleotide messenger RNA. Its product is annotated as aldehyde dehydrogenase family protein. The record is from RefSeq and is a predicted model, not a curated record. Bases 1 to 1467 code for a protein of 488 amino acids. The transcript is spliced from 4 exons. Gene Ontology annotation, molecular function: aldehyde dehydrogenase (NAD+) activity. Lineage: Eukaryota; Fungi; Ascomycota; Eurotiomycetes; Eurotiales; Aspergillaceae.
AUGACUUCAAUUGAAUCGACCAAGAUCCAAACAAUCGAAACAAGACUAUUUAUCAAUGGAAAGUUUGUGGAGUCGUCUGAUAACCGCAUGUUUGACUUGAUAUCGCCAACUACAAAUGAAAAGUUUGUCAAAGUUCACGAAGCGAGUGAAGAUGAUACAAACGCAGCAGUGGCAGCGGCAAAAGCAGCCUUCCCGGCGUGGUCUGCACUUUCACCAAGUCAGAGAGGAGCCUACUUCAAGAAGUUGGCCUCCUUAAUUCUUCAAUCGCACGAAGAACUUGCUCAGCUAGAAGCUAUGUCCAUGGGUCGUCCUGUCUCAGGUUAUUUCGAUUCCUAUGCAGCAGCAACCACCUUCGACUUCUUCGCCGAAAACGGCUACCAGGCUCUGGGAACAACAAGUCUCAAUACCCCAGGUUAUGUCAAUAUGACUAUUCGGCAGCCCUUUGGUGUUGUCGCUGCUAUCAUUCCUUGGAAUGUUCCGAUUUUGUUCCUCGCGGGCAAGUCAGCACCUGCCUUGAUGGCGGGAAACACAGUGGUCAUCAAGAGUAGCGAAAAGGCACCCUUAACUUCCGCCAAGAUCGCGACACUUGUGGAAAUGGCUGGCUUUCCCCCGGGAGUCAUCAACAUCAUUUCGGGGCAUGGCCAAAUCUCAGGGAACGUUCUAUCUCAUCACAUGGAUGUUCGUGCAUUGAGCUUCACAGGAUCCGGGAGAACAGGACGUUUGAUCCAGUCUGCCGCAGCCGCAUCUAACAUGAAGAAUGUAAUUUUGGAACUCGGUGGGAAGUCCCCAGCAAUUAUCUUCCCUGAUGCGGACAUCGCAAAAGCGGUCGAGGAAACAAAGAACAGCAUCCAAUGGAACAGCGGUCAGGUUUGCAUGGCGAACUCGAGAAUUUAUGUCCAUGAAUCGAUUGCAUCAAUCUUUAUUGAGUUAUUCAACAAGCGAUUUGCCGCCGUUGCAAUUGGCGACCCGCUUCUACCUGAUUCAAACCACGGACCGCUGGCAGAUGAAGCACAAUUCAAGCAGGUUCAGGCCUAUAUUGAAAGCGGGAAGAAAUCUGGUAAGAUGUCAUUGGGAGCAGAGACGAUAAAUCAAGAUAAUGGAUUCUUUGUCCGACCCACGGUGUUUCUGGAGACACAAGAGGAUGCAAAAGUGAUGAAAGAGGAGAUAUUUGGACCUGUGGUUAAUAUCAACACCUUCGUGGAUGAAGACGAGGUGGUUGCAAAGGCAAACGACACCGAGUUUGGCCUCUAUGCUGCAGUCUACACAAAGGACAUCAAUCGUGCCAUGAGAAUAGCCACGAAACUGGAGUCUGGAACCGUUGGAGUUAACUGCACUAGCCCAACUACGGCUCAUGAUCUUCCAUUUGGGGGGUAUAAGAGCAGUGGGCUUGGCCGGGAGGGAUGGAAUGUCAGUCUCAACAACUUCCUCGAGACAAAGUCCAUUCUGAUAAAGGUUGACAAUACUUGA